AUGUCGGGCGCCGAUUUUUUCAUCCGCCCCACCACUGAGGAUGACAUCCCUACAAUCCUCUCUCUAAUCUACGACCUUGCGACCUACGAAAAGGCGGCCCACCUCGCUCAAGCUACGCCCGAGCUGCUGAAGAGAAAUUUGUUCGAGCUGCAUCACGCUCACGCCCUUCUAGCAUUUGCAGGGACCUCCGCGGAACCAGGCGAAGCGCUCGGCCUUGCACUUUACUAUUUCAAUUUCUCUACUUGGACAGGAAAGCCAGGCCUUUAUACUGAGUAUCCGAUCAUCACUGAUGGGUCCGUCAAGCUUGAGGACUUGUUCGUUAAGCCCGAGGCAAGAAGCACAGGCAUCGGGAAGGCAUUUUUUGCCGAGCUCGGUGCUAUAGCACAAGAGAAGGACUGUGCUCGGAUGGAAUGGGUUGUCCUUAAGUGGAACCAGCCCUCUAUAGACUUCUAUGAGAAGAAGCUCAAAGCCAAAGCCAUGACAGAAUGGAUGGGCAUGCGCUUGGAGGAGAGCCAGAUUGAUAAUCUCAAGAAGCUCUCUGUUAAGCCAAACUAA
Molecule: messenger RNA, 555 nt
Organism: Heterobasidion irregulare TC 32-1
Lineage: Eukaryota; Fungi; Basidiomycota; Agaricomycetes; Russulales; Bondarzewiaceae
Exons: 7
Coding region: 1-555 (184 amino acids)
Biological process (GO): protein acetylation
Molecular function (GO): N-acetyltransferase activity
Source: RefSeq, a predicted model, not a curated record